Fundulus heteroclitus (mummichog) is the source of this 3815-nucleotide messenger RNA. Its product is annotated as toll-like receptor 8. Gene Ontology annotation, cellular component: plasma membrane. The record is from RefSeq and is a predicted model, not a curated record. Gene Ontology annotation, molecular function: protein binding; pattern recognition receptor activity. Gene Ontology annotation, biological process: positive regulation of interleukin-6 production; defense response to virus; canonical NF-kappaB signal transduction. The transcript is spliced from 3 exons. Bases 1 to 3342 code for a protein of 1113 amino acids. NCBI's taxonomy places the organism in Eukaryota, Metazoa, Chordata, Actinopteri, Cyprinodontiformes, Fundulidae.
AUGAAGCCAGACGCUCUGUCCCGUUUGUAUGCCCCCCAAGACUCUGAUGCCGAACCCCCUCCUCCCACCAGGGACGAUGAAGGACGCCGGAUGUGUGGGAUCGUGGACUCCCGUCGGCGGGGGAAGGGUCACCAGUACCUCGUCGACUGGGAAGGCCGCGGCCCGAGGACCGGUCAUGGGUGCCCCGUUCCUCCAUUCCUGAUCCUGCUUUGUUGGAUUCGUUUUGGGCCUCUCGCCCUUCCACAUCCGCCUCGGGGCCGCCAGAUUGUAACACGUUGGAUUCAUCUGCUUCUUCUGGGUCUGCACUGCCAUCUGGAGAUCCAACCUGCUGCCUGCAAGCCUCACUGGAAUGCAGAGUUUCUCUGUGAUGUGACAGCCUCCAAUACCUCUAAGGUCCUUGUUGACUGUAGUGGUCGGGGCUUUGAAAGGGUACCCGAUGGGAUAACCAGCAAUGCAACCGAUCUUGAUCUAUCAGACAAUUCCCUGAAGACCAUUAAAGCCGACACCUUUUCCAGUCUUCUGAAUCUGACUUGGCUCAAUCUCAACUGGGCUACCAAGAACAAAAAAGGGGUCCUCAACGCAAACCUCAAAAACCUAACAAAACUGCACGAGUUGAAAGUGAGUGGCAUUGGCCUCGAAGACAUUCCAAGCAGACUCCCUGUUGGCGUGGAAAUCCUUGAGCUAAGCACCAACAAGAUUACAUUUCUGGAUCAAACAAGCUUUGCCGGCUUACCAAACCUGAAACAACUGUGGUUGUCCAAAAACUGCUACUACUGGAAUCCGUGUGGCAGAUCUGUGACAAUCCAGGAAAACAGUUUUAUCCACAUGUCCAAACUCCAAGAUCUGGAUUUGUGUCGUAACAAUUUGAGCCAAGUUCCGAAAGGAUUACCAGGAUCUUUAAAAAUGCUUAAUUUAAGUUGUAACAGAAUACAGUAUAUAUCCAACGAUGAUUUCUCUGGCUUGCACAACUUAACACUCCUUAAAAUAGAAGGGAACUGCCCCAGAUGUGAAAACGCUCCAUUUCCCUGUGUGCCUUGCCCGAAAGGUUCUCUUGGGAUUGACGCUGAUGCAUUUGAAAAUCUGUCACAACUUGAGGAACUAAAUAUGGGAGGAAACUCACUGGAGUAUCUGAAUCCGUCAUGGUUUAAGAACCUGAGGAAGCUCAAACAUCUGCUCCUUUCUUUCAAUUUUUUACUCAACGAAAUCACUGGAAAGGCUGAAUUUCUGCAAUAUCUCCCAAGGCUUGAAGUGGUUGCACUUUCUUUCAACUAUGCUUUAAAACUUUAUCCUAAAACCAUUAAUCUUUCAAAUGAGUUUUCAAAUCUUCAGUCAUUAAGAACCCUGCAUAUGGAGGGUUUGGUCUUUCAGAGUAUUGAACCAGAGACACUCAAGCCUCUCUAUGGACUUAGAAAUUUAUCAGCUCUUAAUUUGGGGACUAAUUUUAUCAUUAAUGCUAAUUCCACUGUCUUUACCCAAUUCCACCCCUUGAAAAUGAUUUAUUUGUCAGAAAACAGGCUCUAUCCCACUCCACAGAAAAAAAUGUCAACUUCAGGAAACGGACGCAAUGAGGGUUCAGACAUUUCUGUCUCCUCAUUCAUAAAACUUCCUCCAAAAGACUUUUCAUUCGAGCUAUCUCAUGGCCUUGUAAAGCAACAGUGCUUUAACUCUGGACGAGUCCUUGUCCUCAGUUCAAAUAAUUUAUUCUUCAUUUCUCAGAAGCAAUUUGAAGGUUAUGGAAAUAUUGCGUGUCUGAAUCUGUCGGGAAAUGGGUUCUCUGCUGCACCUAAUGGCACAGAGUUCUCAUCACUGCCUAAUUUGACCUACUUGGACCUCUCCUUCAAUAAGAUCAAUUUAGCUUAUGAAAAUGCCUUCCAGGAACUGAAGAAUUUACAAGUAUUAGACCUCAGCUAUAAUCCACACUAUUUUAUGGCAUAUGGAGUAACAAAUAAAUUGCAUUUCUUAAACAAUUUGCCUGUUUUGAGGGUACUGAAUAUGAGCCAUAACUCAAUUUCAAAAUUAACAACAAAACAGAUGCACAGUAUGUCUUUAGAGGAGCUACAGUUUACACAUAACGAGCUUGGAACUCUUUGGAAAGCUGGGGAUGACUCUUAUAAGACUCUUUUUACCAACCUGAUUAAUUUAACAGUUUUAGAUAUAUCGAGUAACAACAUUAAAAAGAUCCCUGACGAUGUUUAUGAAAAGUUUCCUCGGAACUUGACUGAACUACGCAUCAGUCAGAACGAAUUGAUUGACUUUCUUUGGGAUAGUCUGACUUAUUUUCCUCAACUUAAAAUUUUAGACUUAAGUCACAAUUCCUUGACCAACAUAGCAGGUCUUAAAAGAACUACCAGCCUCUCCUUGACUUUUCUUAAUCUAAGUGACAAUCAAAUUUUUCAUUUGGAAAAUGUACUUUUCAAUGGCUUGAAAAGCCUUCAAACUCUGAGCCUCAGCUCCAACCAACUGCCAAUCAUCAAUCAGUCCACCUUCCAACCAAAACCUGAGAAUCUUAAGACUUUAUUUUUGCAAAGAAACCCAUUUCAGUGUACCUGUGAUUCUUUGGAUUUCAUUAUAUGGAUUGGAAAAAGACAGGUAAAGAUUCCUAGACUGACAACUGAGGUGAGAUGUGAAACACAUGGAAAUGGCCGCAACAGUCCACUGAUAUACUUCAAUAUUGACCAGUGUGUGAAUGACGAUCAAGCAUUCAGGAUGUACGUUUUCACAACUUUCUUCCAUAUUGUCUUCAUGUUUGUGGCAACAGUUGCUCAUUUGUUCUACUGGGAUGCUUCCUAUGUCCUGCACUACAUCAAGGCUAAACUGAAGGGAUACAGAUCCUUGCACUCACAGGAAAACAUUUAUGAUGUCUUUGUGACCUAUGACACCAAGGAUCCACGCGUUUCCGAGUGGGUAAUGAUAAAUCUGCGAGUGAAAUUGGAAGAGGAGGGCGAGAAGCUUUUUCCUUUGUGCUUGGAGGAGAGAGACUGGCCCCCAGGAGUCCCACUACUGGAUAACCUUACACAGAGCAUCCAAAACAGUCGCAAAACCCUGUUUGUCCUGACAGAGGGCUACGUUAAGACCGGGGUGUUCAAACUGGCAAUGUACCUGGCCCACCAGAGACUGCUAGAUGAGAAUGUGGAUGUGAUUGUGCUGCUGAUGCUCGAACCUGUCCUGCAGCAUUCUCACUUCCUGCGCCUCAGGAGGAGGCUUUGUGAGAAAAGCGUUGUGGAGUGGCCCAGAACAGCGGCUGCUGAGCCCUGGUUCUGGCAGAAUCUACGAAAUGUUGUAAGAGUGGAUAAUCAGAUUUUGUACAGUAAGUCUUAUAAAAAGUUAUUCAGCAGCAAGUAGGGAGGUGAUGAUAAAAUAGGAAAUGUUUGAUCUUCUUGGGAAGUCUAUGCUUUAAAAUAUGCCAUUGCAACUGUGAUUUUUAGAAACUUUUAUUACUGAAUCCUAAAAUGGCGAAAAAGAGAUAAUUUAUCUAGCUACAUGAGGUUUUGUUUUUCUUUCUUUACCAGCAAGUGAAAGAUUGUUGUUAUUAAAAAGGAGUGUCACAACCAAACAAUAAAAAAGUCAGAAUAUAUGUGUGACAUGUGACAUGUGUGUCAUCAAUUAAAUUCAAUACCUGUUAAAAAUGACAAAUGUUAUUUCUGCAUAUUUUUUUUUAAUCCAUGGGUUCUGCUCUCAUGAAAACAAUUUAAGCUUACAGUUCUGUGGUCAGUUUAAGUUGUUGAAGGUUGGUUAGUCAGGUUAAUAAUGUGUGUUAGGGUUCUACAUUCUCAGUUUAAGUUUUUCCAUGGUGGUCUGCAAUGCAGAAAAUGUGA